Molecule: messenger RNA, 1483 nt
Organism: Pangasianodon hypophthalmus (striped catfish)
Lineage: Eukaryota; Metazoa; Chordata; Actinopteri; Siluriformes; Pangasiidae
Exons: 5
Coding region: 1-1344 (447 amino acids)
Source: RefSeq, a predicted model, not a curated record
AUGAAACCAUCAGUCAGUAUGAAGCUCGAGCUCCUGCUGGUGUUUGCUGUUGUGCUCUGGGUGGACAGCAUGCCGUUGUCCAGCACGGGGAGGAAGAAAUAUAACAAGCUGCUACUAAUAUCGUUCGAUGGUUUCAGAUGGAACUAUGAUGAAGAUGUUCACACGCCGAAUAUGGACCAGUUGGUCCAAGAAGGAGUGAAGGCAAAAUAUAUCACACCACCGAUGAUCACCAUGACCUCUCCGUCACACUUCACCACUAUAACCGGGAGAUGGAUAGAGGAUCACGGCGUUGUCCACAACAUGAUGUUUAAUUCCACAACUCUCUUGAAGUUAACUCAUAAGAACACGCUGAAACGAUCUGCGUGGUGGGACAACGGGGCUUUGCCUUUAUGGAUAACAGCUCAGAAUCAGGGCCUGAAGACGGCGUCUUAUUUCUACCCCGGAGGUGGAGUGAAUUACAGCAGGCAGGCUGUGGACAGGUCUCUGGUGGAGGCAGAAGGUCACCCUGAUGCUAACGAGACCGAAUGGCGGCAGAAGAUCGAUACAGUUAUGGGAUGGUACGCUAAAGAGAAUUUCGACUUUGUUACUCUGUAUUACGGAGAACCGGACAACGUGGGCCACAGAGUUGGACCAGAGACUGAAGAGAGAAGGAAGAUCAUUGGGCAGAUCGACCGCCUCAUCGGCUACCUGAGAGAGUCCAUCCAGAAGAACAAUUUAUCCGAUCACCUCAACGUCAUCAUCACCUCAGAUCACGGCAUGACCACCAUUAAGAAAAGUCCAGCGGUGAAGGAAAUAAAGCUGUCAGAGUACAUUAAUUUUGCAAAUCUGACCCACUUCGACAUGCUGGACUAUGGAGGUUUUGGGAUGAUAAGACCCAAGGAAGGGAAGGUGCAGGAGGUUUAUGAUAAGCUGAAGAACGCACAUCCGAACCUAACUGUUUACAAGAAGGAGGAGAUUCCCGAAAACUUCCACAUCGCAAAAAACAGCCGAAUUCAAGACAUCGUUCUUAUUGGAGAUUUAGGUUUCAACUUGAACUCGAGAUACAUAUUUUAUGUGAACAAAGGAGACCACGGCUUCAGUAAUCAAGAAAUGGACAUGAAGGCAAUAUUCCGAGCAUUUGGACCUGACUUCAGGAAAAAUUUCAUAGCUGAGCCGUUUGACAGUGUGAGCAUUUACCCGCUGAUGUGCAAGUUGCUGGGUGUAGAUCCAGCUCCAAACAACGGCAGCCUCAGCGACACUCAAGCCAUGCUCGUGGAUUACUCUGAUGCUGGUGGACACGCUGGGAGAAUCCAGACGUCUGUCAGUCUUUUAGUCAUCAUGAUGUUCAUCUUGCUCCUCCUUUGAACUGCACAGAUCUAUUAGUUAAACUGACUCCUAAAAUGUAAUAAGCUAUUUUUAAAUAAAAAAAAACAACAACAACUAAUCUAUAAUAAAACUAAAUGCUAAACAAAGACUAAUACUAAGUCAUUUUAACAUUGUUUUU